GCUCGUCGUCUACCCUUUGCUACUGCUCCUCGUUCUGUGUCCCCCCCGACUUCGCCCUCUUCGCGAGCGGAGAAAAAGCUUCAGAAAUUUAGCUGGGCAUGGAUUGUUUUUUGAAGAAUAUAGAUAGCUAAUUACACCCCCCCCCCCCAAAAAAAAAAAAGAAGAAUAUAGAUUAGCUGCCCACUUUAGUCUCGGUCCUUGAUUUUCAGAGAUGGUGGGGUGGCAUCGACAUUUGCAGUCCGUGAUCGGCUAUGUCGGAAGGAGGAGAGUGGGAACUGCUGCCAGCUUUGAUGCGUUUCGCAGCUUCACCGGUUCCUCUGCAUCUUUGUUUGGAGCUGCGGAGGUGAGGAGUGACCCGCUUGGAAGUUUGCAAAGACUCUGGAGACAUUGCCCCUCUUCUUCGGUAGCGGUUCCGAGAUCAUUCUAUCAGCAUCAACAGCUCAAUUGGAUAUCCACUUCGAGAAAGCUACUGGCCAGUUCAUCCGACGGUGCCCCCGUUUCAUCCCCUCUAACACCUUCUCUGAUAACGAGUGGCAGAGCAACUGAGGCUCAGAAAUCAGUUUCUAAACCAGCUAAAGUUCAAGCGGUUCUGAAGGGCAUAAAGCAGAGCCCCAAAAAACUCAACCUCGUGGCUACAUUGGUUCGUGGAAUGCGUGUCGAAGAUGCAUUAUUACAGUUGCAAGUAACUGUGAAGCGAGCUGCGAAAAUUGUUUAUCAGGUCAUACACUCGGCUCGGGCAAAUGCAACCCACAAUCACGGGUUGGAUGCCGACCGUCUUCUAGUUGCGGAGGCAUUUGUCGGGAAGGGGCUCUACAAGAAGAGAAUGAACCCCCAUAGCAAAGGAAGAUGCGGAAUCAAAAUGAGACCGGUGUCCAGGCUUACAGUGGUUGUGAGGGAGAUAACACCGGAAGAGGAGGCUGAGAUCGCGAAGCUGAGAGUAAGCAAUUUUAAGAAGCUCACUAAGCGGGAGAGGCGGCUUGUUCCUCAUAAGCUUAUUGAGACCACUCCAAUCUGGAACAGGAAAAGCAAAAACAGCAGUAUUCGAGAAUCAGAUGCCGUGCCAGCAUAGUAACCCUUGUCCAUUUUUGCUAGAGUUGCAUGAGUGUCUGAUGGCAUGGAAGAGCCUAGGUAGUGUUCAUCAUGUCCUGUUUUCUGCUUUUUGCCAAGGGACAGAAUAAGAUUUUGAUGGUUUGGAGGAGAAGAAGAAAAGGCAAAGAGUUAACCCACUUGAAUGCUGUAAUUUCAGAUUUAGCUUUCUGUACUAAAAAAUUGUAGCAUUCUUGCAGACGCAUCCUUGUACUCCUAGAUGUUGGAAUUUUUCCUUGAUUUUGUUAUUCGGCUUUCCUAAAC
This is a messenger RNA of Punica granatum (pomegranate), 1350 nucleotides long. Lineage: Eukaryota; Viridiplantae; Streptophyta; Magnoliopsida; Myrtales; Lythraceae. The record is from RefSeq and is a predicted model, not a curated record.